AUGCAUUUCUACAAGAGUUUGCUUCUUUUAAUCUUAGCUGGAGACGGUGUUGAGGCCUUGGGCGGAAUUGACCUUGUUAGAUUAGUGGCACCUGGGUCUCAGCCACCAGUUAUCUUUGUGGCAGAAACAGGUUUACCAGACGAUGGUUCAGGUAUUGCGAAUAUAACACCUUACGCCGAUACCACGGAUGAUGCUAAUAGUGCGGAUACCGCGACCCCGAGUGCCACGGAUAUCGCGAGCGACUCUCCGAGUGCUGCGGAUACCGCGACUGAUUCUUCGAGUUCAGCGGACAUCGCAACCCCGAGUACCACGGAUACUGCAAGCGAAUCUCCCAGUGCCAUGGAUGCCGCGACUGAUUCUUCAAGUGCUACGGACACCGCAACCGACUCCUCGAGUUCCACUGCGACCGCAACUGAUUCCUCGAGUACAAUGGAUACUGCGACCGGUUCCGCAAGCACCACUGAUAUCGCGACGGAUUCUGCGAGCACCGCUGAUACCGCGACCGGUUCCGCUAGCAGUACAGAUAGCGCGACUGAUUCCUCGAGUACGACCGAUAGCGUGACAGGGUCUUCGAGUGUUACGGAUACUGCGCCCGGUUCCUCGAGUAGCACGGAUACCGCGACCGUCUCCUCGGACACUGCCGCUGAUGAUUUCGCCAACACUGCCGACGGUAAUUCGACGAACUCCGCCAGCGGCGAGGCAUCCAACACUGCCAUUAGUGGACUUACGAACGUCACCAGCAGUGAUACAAUUAGUCCUGCCAGUCCUGGUGCGACCAACACCCUCGGUGGUGAAUUAACCACCGCUAUCAGCGAUAAUUCGACCAACACCCUCAGUGGUGAAUUACCCACCCCUCUCAGCGAUAAUUCGACCAACACUAUCAGUGAAUCUGCCAGCCCCAACAGUGGUGGUUUGACGAAUGUUACAGCAACCAAUACUGGUGGUAGUGUAUUGACUGAAGUUACAGGCAACGCAACAUUAAGUUCAGCAACUAUGCCAGGUAAUGGUUCAGCGCCAACUAUGAACGUAUCGAACUCAGGUGUAGCUCCGAGCUCAAUGGUGAAUGGUACUGCGACGUAUAACCCGGAUGUCGGCGUGACAGUUACAUCAAUUGUUACUGAAUUGACUACUUACUGCCCUGGGCCAACGCAGUUCGUCCAGAAUUCUAAGACCUACUCGUGCGACGGCCCAUCAACCUUUACCAUUACUGACUGCCCCUGCUCCCUGACCACAGUUAUACCCGCAAGCAAAACAUGCACCCAGCUUGUAAAAACGCUCACUACGUACUGCUCUGAGCCCACAACGUUUGUACAGAACAGCAAGUCAUACACUGUGACUGCGCCGACCAUUCUGACCAUUACUGACUGCCCUUGCACAUCUGUUGGUCCAGCUGGUGGAGCUUUGACGAGUAACAUUGUAUCUACUUUGACUACGGUGUGCCCAUCUGCUACGACUAUUGUCACUAAUGGGGGUACGUAUACAGCGAGCGGCCCAACCACCCUUACGAUUACCGACUGCCCCUGUACACAAGUUCAAACAUUAAUUGGAGACUGUUCGCGGGUGCCCUGUGCUAAUUUGGGUGGUCCUACACCUAGUGUGAGUGCUGAGCAAGCGACUUCACAGGGCCCCGUAUCUGCAAACGGGAGCAACCUGGUCAAAGCUGGUCUUGGAAGCCUCCUUGCACUUGCAGCUGUUUUGCUACUUUAA
This is a messenger RNA of Wickerhamiella sorbophila, 1707 nucleotides long. RefSeq lists its product as hypothetical. Bases 1 to 1707 code for a protein of 568 amino acids. The record is from RefSeq and is a predicted model, not a curated record. Gene Ontology annotation, molecular function: structural constituent of cell wall. Gene Ontology annotation, cellular component: fungal-type cell wall. NCBI's taxonomy places the organism in Eukaryota, Fungi, Ascomycota, Dipodascomycetes, Dipodascales, Trichomonascaceae. Gene Ontology annotation, biological process: fungal-type cell wall organization. The transcript has a single exon.